Scheffersomyces coipomensis is the source of this 1648-nucleotide messenger RNA. It is a transcript of the gene MRPL3, whose product is annotated as mitochondrial 54S ribosomal protein mL44. The transcript has a single exon. NCBI's taxonomy places the organism in Eukaryota, Fungi, Ascomycota, Pichiomycetes, Serinales, Debaryomycetaceae. Bases 354 to 1538 code for a protein of 394 amino acids. The record is from RefSeq and is a predicted model, not a curated record. Gene Ontology annotation, molecular function: double-stranded RNA binding; ribonuclease III activity. Gene Ontology annotation, biological process: RNA processing.
GUGAUGUAAAUCACAGCAACGGAACUCAUGGUUGCAAUAGCUGCAAUACUCAAUGGUUUAAUAUGGGCCAUCUUUAAUAGUUGUUAAGGUUGUAUAGUUGUAUAGUUGUAGCUUCUUCUUUACCACUGGUUGGUUCAUCCAAACUUAUUUUGGUUUUACUUUGGGUUUAUUGGUGAGAAUAUUUCUUGUGGGAAAAGUACACGACUUCUUCUUAAAAUUUUUGUUGUCACAAAAUUUAUACAGUGAAAAAAAAAAAAUUGGUAACGAAAAAUCUUCAAGAUCAUAAGACCAUAACCAAUUCAAAGUUCAAUCAUUAUCCAUCAUAUCUUACCAUCACAUACACAUUCAGGAAGAUGUUGAGGAGGCUGAUGAUAGUGAAGGAUUUAGCCAGAGUGUCGAGACUCAGAGGAUUAAUGUCCAUUCCUCAACCUCGUCAUUAUAGUCAACCUUCAAAAGCAGUUAAUCAACAAAUUAAUUUACAGCAUUAUGAAAAUUUGAAUCAAUCAACAAGUUCAUUUCAAGCCAAAUAUGAUAAUAUACAAGAUUAUGGAAGUUAUAAACAUAAUGUGUUCACUCAUAGAUUACCUGAAUCAACUGCAUCUCAAUCACCACCAUUGGUUGCUUUACAUUCUCGAUUAAAUUUAUCAUCCCAAUAUUCAUUAUCAACUUUAUCUCAAGCUUUAAAUUUAAAUAAAUUUGAUGAUGGUUUAGCUAAUAAUUAUGGAUUGAAUAUCUUAGGAAAGAAUCUUUUAUCAUAUUAUGUCAGUGAAUAUUUAUUAGUUAAAUAUCCUAGAUUACCUAUGCCAAUUCAUAAUGUUGCAGUUGAUUCAUUAAUGGGAUCAAAAGCAUUAUAUCAAAUUGGGAAAAUUUGGGGGAUUGAAGUUGAUAAAUCUUCAAAAUUAGAUAAAUAUUUAAGUCAAGAAUCUGAAUUUUUAAAAUAUGGGAAAUUAAGAUAUUUAACUGAAGAAAGAUUAGAUAAUAAUGAAGCAGAAUCUGGAGUUUAUGAAUUAUCUUCUGAAGAAAUCACCAAUUUAAAAUCUAAUAAUAAUACUGCAUCAUCAUCAUCAUUCAUAUCUGAUGAAGUUGAAGCUUAUGGUUCAGCUGUCAGAGCCAUCAUUGGGGGAUUAUAUACUCAUCAAGGUGAAGAAAUCACCAAACAAUUUAUUCAAGAUCAUAUAUUAUCAAGAAAAUUAUUACUUGAGAAUAUGUUUGAAUUCAGUCAACCAACCAGAGAAUUGGUUAGAUUAUGUGAUAAAUUGAAUUUCCAAGAUCCAAUAGAUAUUAGAUUAAUUGCUGAAACUGGUAGAUUAUCAUCUCAUGCUAUUUAUGUGGUUGGUGUAUUUUGUGGAGUAGAAAAACUAGGUGAAGGAGUUGGAUCAUCAAUGAAUGAAGCUAAAACUAGAGCUGUGGUUAAUGCUUUGAUGAGUUAUUAUUUAUAUUCUCCUAUUGAUAAUGAAGGUAAUGAAGUUAAAGUACCAAGUGAUAAAGAUUAUAAAUAUCUUGAUGGUAUAGUUGGUCUUGGAGAUGUUGCUAUUUAAGCAAGAUAUUACAAAGACGAAACUCAUGUUUAUAACAUAAUAGACUAAUUUUUUUUAUUAUUAUUAUUAUUCUGUACAUAUUAGAUUAUAUAUAUAAAAACUCAUUACAU